Humulus lupulus (European hop) is the source of this 669-nucleotide messenger RNA. RefSeq lists its product as uncharacterized. Bases 1 to 669 code for a protein of 222 amino acids. NCBI's taxonomy places the organism in Eukaryota, Viridiplantae, Streptophyta, Magnoliopsida, Rosales, Cannabaceae. The transcript has 2 exons. The record is from RefSeq and is a predicted model, not a curated record.
AUGGUGGAGACCUUAGCUGCAGGGCGAUUCCACCACCAGAGGUUGGACUUCCGGCGAUGGAUUCCGGGAUUCGUGUCGUCCCAUAGGACCAUCUUCACGGCACUCUGGGUCUUGGUUUUUUUGUCUCUUUUCGUUUGGCAGAGGAAUUUAAUAGAUGGGUUUUCGAUCUUCGGCCGACCCGUGACGAAACCCAUGCCUAAGCUUCGACCUGUGGCCUUCAAUUUGACGGAUUUUGGGGCUGUGGGUGAUGGGGUUACUGUGAACACGAAUGCCUUUGAGAGGGUCAUAUUGGCUAUUUCUAAGUUGGGCAAGAAAGGAGGAGGCCAGCUCAAUGUGCCUCCAGGUCGGUGGCUUACAGCGCCGUUUAAUCUAACUAGUCAUAUGACUCUCUUCCUUGCCGAAGAUGCUGAAAUACUUGGAAUUCAGUGGGUGUAUGAUGAAGAAGAAGAUUGUGGUAGAGAAGGGUCACGGUGUUACGGUGUUGUGGUGGUGUUUGGUUACUGUAUUGCAAUGGUGGUGGGUUGUGGUGGUACCGAGAAUAAGAUGAAUAUGAAGAUGAAAAGGGAGGUGAAAGUGAUGAUGAACAGUACCUGUAAGAUAAAGGUGGGGAAGCCGAUUGUUGGUGGGCACUCCACCGUCGAAAUCGCCAUUCUCCGCUUGAAUCUCUAA